Messenger RNA from Penicillium bovifimosum, 900 nucleotides. RefSeq lists its product as uncharacterized. The transcript has a single exon. The coding region runs from base 1 to 900 and encodes 299 amino acids. NCBI's taxonomy places the organism in Eukaryota, Fungi, Ascomycota, Eurotiomycetes, Eurotiales, Aspergillaceae. The record is from RefSeq and is a predicted model, not a curated record.
AUGUCUGCCCCUGAAAGAAAAAGUUCCCGCCUCCGCAAGGAGAAGGAGACCGAAAUGACACGAACAACUCUCGUUUUCGAAAACGGAGAUGAUACCGACAAUGAAGGAAACUCCAUGGAGCUCACCACCCUCCAGGAGCUGCAGGACUGGGUGAAGCAAGACCCCGAAGCUGCAUGGAACGUCAUGACGAAGCAACAGAAGAUCCUGACGAAGCAACAGGAGGAAAUUAAGGAACUGAAGAAUGCAGUCAGCAACUCGAACGACAAGGUCAAAGAAUUGAAUGACCAGAUCCAGAUUCUCCAGCAACGAGCCACUAGUCACACCCCCGCGGGUCCUGACCAGUUGCUUGAAGAAGAGUAUGCACGACUGCGUGAGGAGAUGCAAACGGUGCAGAACGAACGGGACAGCUUGGUGGUGGCAAUGAAACUGUUGAGCAGCAAUCCGGUCUCCCCUGCUUCGGAGCUCGCCGAAUUGAAGCCCCGAAAAUCUGUCAAGAUGCCGGACCCGCCGAUGCUAAAGGACGGAAAGGAGGUUAAGUUCAUGGCUUGGCGCUCCGAUAUCAAGAAAAAGCUGCGUUUUAACGCCGAUCAUUACCCGACUCCGGAUCAUCAGAUGGCGUACCUGAAAAGCCGCUGCGAAGGGAAGGCCCUUUCACACAUCGAUCCCCGUAUGCAAGACGAUUCGAUGAAUCAGUACAAGACAGUGGACGAGAUACUGGAUCACCUCGAGAGUGUGUUCCAUAACCCCGACCGGAAGCAUCUUGCCCGAAACGAGUACCUUGCUCUGAAGAUGGAGCCAAAGCAGGACUUCACCGACUUCUUGGCUGAGUUUACCCGUCUGGCUGAGGAAGCAAACCAGCCGACCGGCUAUAUGUUACGCGUAGCCGACUGGUCACUGUGA